AUGCUCUCGCACCCAUCAACGUUCCUGGCCACAUUGCUUUCCGCGACCGCCCACGCCGCCGUAGAUUUGGAUUGGCACGCUCCAACGCAAACCGACGUCAACAACAUCACCACGGCUUUUGGCGGCAAUGGUGUAUAUGGCUUCAUCUUCAAUUCGUCAAAUACACCGGUUGACAAAUAUGGAACCUACAACUGGUGCAACAUGCCGCACGUGCGCAAGACUGAGUACAUAAAACCAAGUGCUGAUUACAGUCUGAAAUACGUUGAAGUAAUCCAUAGACACCACAAGCGUACACCUUAUGCCAGCAACGCUUUCCCGGUAGAGCCGUACCACUGGGAUUGUGACGACCAGGGACUCUAUUACUACGGUCAGCACCUACCAGCUGGGUCCGGCAAUCUCUCUGCGCACACGUAUUGGGAUGGCUACAACUCAUCCGUCAACCCCUUCGUGCCCUCUGGCUGGAUAGGCUCGUGCCAAUUCCCUCAGAUUACCUCGGGUGGACUCGACGACUCCUGGGCUCACGGUGCCGAUCUGUACGGCGUGUACCACGACCUGCUCGACUUAUUGCCUGAUAAGGAAUCUGGCGAUUGGCAGAGCAAGGUCAAGUAUCGCGUCACCACGAACCAGAUCACCUCGCAAGUGGCCGGGAUGCUGAUCGCGGGCAUGUGGGGCGCCGCGGGUCAAGACAUCCCAUUGCUGGCGCAGGCGAGCACUAUCGACUCGCUAGAGCCAGCAUACAGCUGCGCGGCAGGCAGUGCGCUCUUCAGCAACAUCAAGUCGUCCUCCAACGCGGCGUGGGCCGACCACCUGACCCGGGCCACGGACCUAUACGCGGCAUUGGACGCCGUGUCCGGCGUGCCUGCCGAUGACGCCGGAUUCCACAGCUGGUUCGACCACUACUACGACAACCUGUCCGCGCGGCAGUGCCACGGCAAGCCCCUGCCGUGCAAUGCGACGAGCGGGGACUGCAUCACCCAGGCCCAGGCGGACGAGGUCUACCGCCUCGGCCAGUGGGAGUACAGCCAGAUCUACCGGGACGCGGGGGACUCGCUGGCGGCGAGCGUCGCCACGUACGGGGUCUGGGUCGCGGAGCUGGCAGCGCACCUGCGCGCCGUCGUCGAGGGCCAGGCGGAGGUCGUGUACUGGCAUAACGUCGCGCAUGACGGGAGUCUGAGCCGCCUGCUGAGUAUCCUGCAGAUCGAGCAGAUGGUCUGGCCCGGCAUGGGCAGCGAGGUCGUCUUCGAGCUGUGGCAGAAGAGCGGGGGGAGCGCGACCGCCGCGUCGAGGCGGGAUGGGAGUGGCAGUGGGUUUUAUGCCAGAGUGCUGUUCAGUGGUCAGACGUUGAGAUCGAGUAACCCCAGUCUCGGCGUGUUGGAUAUGGUCCCUGUUGAGACGCUGCUUGCGUAUUUUGAUGGACUAGUGGGCCAGGAUGCUAGUUUAGUCAAAGCGAAGUGUACUGCUUGA
Molecule: messenger RNA, 1464 nt
Organism: Truncatella angustata
Lineage: Eukaryota; Fungi; Ascomycota; Sordariomycetes; Amphisphaeriales; Sporocadaceae
Product: histidine acid phosphatase
Exons: 2
Coding region: 1-1464 (487 amino acids)
Biological process (GO): dephosphorylation
Molecular function (GO): phosphatase activity
Source: RefSeq, a predicted model, not a curated record